Molecule: messenger RNA, 927 nt
Organism: Saxophila tyrrhenica
Lineage: Eukaryota; Fungi; Ascomycota; Dothideomycetes; Mycosphaerellales; Extremaceae
Exons: 5
Coding region: 1-927 (308 amino acids)
Source: RefSeq, a predicted model, not a curated record
AUGUCUCUCCAAUCCUGGCAGAAGCCCGUCGACUGCGAUGCGAAGAUCGACACAAGCGGUCUGUCUGGCAAGACAGCCGUUGUAACUGGAGGUGCGAAUGGUCUUGGACAGGCGUACAUCAGAGCGUUGGUCGCUGCCGGCGUCAAUGUCUGCUUCGGAGACAUGAAUGCUGCCGAUGGUGAAAGCCUAGCAGCAGAACUGUCUAGCACCAACUUCGUCAAGUGUGAUGUUCGGAGCUGGAAAGACCAACUCCGCCUGUUCAAGGAGGCGGCUGCGUCCUCGUGCUCGGGAAGGAUUGACUAUGUCGUGGCGAAUGCUGGGAUUUCAGUCCAAGACGACGUCUUUUCCUUCGAUGGCGAAGGAGAAGAACCCUCGAAACCUGACCUGACCACACUCGACGUCAAUCUCCAUGGCGUAAUGUACACGGUCAAGCUGUCAAUGCACUACUUUAUCAAGCAGAAUGGCACCACCCCGUCGCCGACCCAGCAAGAUACGUGCCUAAUCCUCAUCGGCUCAGGAGCGGCAUUCCUUGACGUCCCUCGAAGCGUCCAGUACUGUAGCCCGAAAUGGGGCGCGCGCGGAGUGAUGCACGCCAUGAGACGAACUGCCCAUUUCUACGGAAGCCGUGUCAACAUGAUCUCGCCCUGGUAUGUUAGGACCAAAAUCCUGUCGCAGGCCGCGUUCGACCAAGUCAAAGACGCAGGGGUCGAGUUUGCAACGCCGGAAGACGGAGGACAGUGUCUGUUGCGCAUUUUAAGCGAUCCAGCGGUCAACGGACGCACUCUGUUCUUGUCGCCUCGGAAAUGGGCUAAGAACGGAUAUCUGGAUCUGGAUCUUGACGAAUUCUCGCAGGAAGCUACUUUCUUGCAGGAGGUACAAGCGGAUCAGAUCAAGAACGCGCCGGUGGAGCUUGGUCUGUUUCCGUAG